AAUUUUAGAGAGAAAAGAAAAGGAAAAAAAAAAUCAAAAUUUAUUGAUAUAAUAUAUCCCGUAAUCUCUAUCUUGUACCCAUUUUUGUGAGAAGCGAGAGAGAUUGUGAGGUGAAGGAGUACAUCGCAAGCCUCUCCCGCAAUGGUGAAGAAGAAGCUUCCGCUUCACUCCCCCAUUCUCCUUUUCUUUCUCCUCCUCCUCCUCAAACCAAAGCCCACCAUUCCCCCACAAAUCUAAACCCUCCCUCCCUCCCUCCGCAUAAUCGCCAUGAACGCCCGCAUAAACGUCCUUCUCGUCGUCGUCGUCGUCCUCGUGCUGCUGCCUGGGGGUGUAUUAUGCGAGACCGACCCGGGCGACUAUGCGGUGCUUGACGAGUUCCGGAAGCUUCUGGACAACCCGGAGAAGCUGGGGUGGCCGUCGGAGGGAUCCGACCCGUGCGGGCCCCCGCUGUGGCCCCACGUGUACUGCUCCGGCUCGCGCGUGUCCCAGAUCCAGGUCCAGAACAACCGCUUCCGCGGCCCCCUCCCCUCCCUCCGCGGCCUCCCCGUCCUGCAGUUCGCCUUCCUCAACGACAACCUCUUCGACGCCGUCCCCCCGGACUUCCUCGGCGCCCUCCCCGCCCUCCAGGUCCUCUCCCUCGACUACAACCCCCUCAACCUCACCACCGGCGGUUGGUCCCUCCCGCCCGACCUUACGGACUCCUCCGCCCUCGUCAAUCUCACCCUCUCCCGCGCCGGCCUCGUCGGCCCCAUCCCCGACUUCCUCGGCGCCCUGCCGUCCCUCGCCGUCCUCCAGCUCUCCUACAACAAUCUCUCCGGCCCCCUCCCCGCCUCCUUCGCCGGCCUCUCCAGCCUGCACACCCUCUGGCUCAACAACCAGCAGGGCGCCGCCGCCCUCUCCGGCCCCCUCGACGUCCUCCCCUCCAUGACCAUGCUCGCCGACGUCUGGCUCCACGGCAACGCCUUCUCCGGCCCCAUCCCCCCCUCCGUCGGCGCCCUCUCCGCCCUCACCCGCCUCUGGCUCAACAGCAACCGCCUCGUCGGAUUGAUCCCCACCAAUUUGACCUCCCUCCCCGCCCUGCAGUCCCUGCAGCUCGACAACAACAUGCUGGUCGGCCCCAUCCCCGCCGUCCGCUACAACUUCACUUACACCGGCAACUCCUUCUGCUCGUCCACCCCCGGCGCUCCCUGCUCCCCGCAGGUCGCCGCGCUCUUGGAUUUCCUCGGCGGCGUCAACUACCCCUACAGGCUCGCGCAGUCUUGGUCCGGCGACAACCCUUGCUCCGGGAACUGGAUCGGGGUUUCGUGCUCCGGCGGCGGUAAGGUUUCGGUCAUCAAUCUGCCGAAUUUCGGGCUGAACGGCACGAUCAGCCCGUCGUUGGGCGAGUUGGACGGCCUCGUCGAUAUCAAACUCGGCGGAAACAAUCUUACCGGAACCAUUCCCGCGAAUUUAACCUCGCUGAAAUCGCUCGCGACGUUGGAUGUGUCUUCGAAUAAUUUGAAGCCCCCCGUUCCGGCUUUUAGCAGCAGCGUGAAACUCCUUGUCGACGGAAACCCGGCAUUGACCGGUUCGUCUCCGCCUACUAGCGGUUCCCCUCCUUCGCCCGGUUCUCCGGGUAAUGAGAACAAUUCGCCGAAUUCUCCGAGCAAUUCUCCUCCCUCUGAAGGCGGCGGAGGAUUCACCAAGAGCUCUAAACAUUUUAAUGCCCUAGUCGUGGUGAUUCCGAUCUUUGUCGGGGUAAUUUUGAUAAUCUCUGCUGUUGUUUUCCUUUUGUAUCGGAGGCAGAAGGGGAAAAAGAAUGGAACGGCGCCUAGUCCUAUUGUUAUUCAUCCUCGAGACCCAUCGGAUCCCGAUAAUAUGGUUAAAAUUGUGAUUGCGAACAACACGAACAAUAACGGCUCGCUAUCUAGCGAUCUUCGUAGCGGAGAGAGCAGCGUAUCGAGCAACACUCGCAUCAUCGAGGCGGGCAAUUUCAUAAUCUCGCUUCAAGUCCUUCGCAACGCCACGAAAAACUUUGCGCAGGAAAAUGUUCUCGGGCGGGGAGGAUUUGGGGUGGUCUACAAGGGAAUGCUGCAUGACGGGACGAUGAUCGCAGUUAAGAGGAUGGAGGCGAGCGUUCUGAGCAACAAAGCGAUAGACGAAUUCCAAGCUGAGAUUGCCGUGCUCACUAAAGUGCGCCACCGUAAUUUGGUCUCCAUACUGGGCUAUUCCAUAGAAGACGCCGAGAGGCUUCUUGUUUACGAGUACAUGCCGCAAGGGGCUUUAAGCAAGCACUUGUUCCGGUGGAAGCAGCUUGGUUUGGAGCCCUUGUCGUGGAAGAAGCGGCUUAAUAUUGCGUUAGAUGUAGCCCGAGGAAUGGAGUACCUCCAUAAUUUGGCUCAUCAGUGCUUCAUCCAUAGAGAUCUCAAGUCGUCGAACAUUCUACUCGGCGAUGAUUACAGAGCUAAAGUCUCUGAUUUUGGACUUGUUAAGCUUGCACCCGAUGGGAACUCUGUGGUGACCAGACUUGCUGGGACUUUUGGAUACCUUGCGCCUGAAUAUGCUGUGACUGGGAAAAUCACAACAAAAGCUGAUGUCUUCAGCUAUGGUGUGGUUCUGAUGGAGCUAAUAACGGGCCUCAUGGCCCUCGACGAGUCCCGGGCGGAGGAGACGCGCUACCUCGCCUCAUGGUUCUACAACAUCAAGAACUCCAAAGAAAAACUAAGGGCGGCAAUUGACUUGUCUCUCGAUGUUACAGAUGAGACCUUCGAGAGCAUACGCAUUAUUGCGGAGCUUGCGGGCCACUGCACGGCCCGUGAGCCACACCAGAGGCCUGACAUGGGCCACGCGGUGAACGUGCUUGCCCCGCUGGUCGAGAAGUGGAAGCCCAUUAAGGACGAGCAGGAAGAGUAUUUAGGAAUUGACUUUCGCCAGCCUCUCCUUCAAAUGGUGAAAGGGUGGCAGGCUGGUGAUAGCACGACUAGCGACGUGAGCACUGUGGGCCUGAGCCUUGAUGAUAGCAAAGGGAGCAUCCCGGCCCGGCCUGCAGGGUUCGCGGAGUCCUUCACGUCUGCAGAUGGACGGUGAAUAAGCUUUUCUUUUGUUUUUUAUGUCUUGGGUCUAGUUCUUUUACUUUAAAGCAGAUAUCUUUUGUUUGUGUUCAGCAUGUAGAUAGAUAGCAUUAUAUGUGUAUGCCAUGUUUGGACGGAGGUUUUGACCCCGUUUUGUUUGGUAUAAAAUAGUUCAUGGUAAACUAGCGCUCACUUGCAUGAGCUCAGUUGUUUCUGGGAUAUGUUCUUGUUCAGGCAAUAAUUUAGAUAAAAUGGAGCUUCAAUGGCUUCUUUUUAUUUUAUAUAAUCUGCUAUAUUCAGCUU
Messenger RNA from Ananas comosus (pineapple), 3353 nucleotides. RefSeq names its product receptor protein kinase TMK1-like. The record is from RefSeq and is a predicted model, not a curated record. NCBI's taxonomy places the organism in Eukaryota, Viridiplantae, Streptophyta, Magnoliopsida, Poales, Bromeliaceae. Bases 268 to 3066 code for a protein of 932 amino acids. Gene Ontology annotation, molecular function: protein binding; ATP binding; protein kinase activity. Gene Ontology annotation, biological process: protein phosphorylation. The transcript has 2 exons.